AUGCGCCUUAGCUCCGCUUGGCUGGCACUCGGCAUGUGCCUGUUUUUGCACCCAAAUGUGAACUUCAACCUGGCGGAGAGUGCCAAAAUCCUUGGAGUAUUUCCAUACCACUACAACUCCGCAUAUCUGGUGGUGAGGCCGUGGAUCGAGGCACUAGUGGAACGAGGGCACAAUGUUACCUUGAUCACACCAGAUGGUAUGCUACCCGAUUUGAAGGGAGUUCGACAUAUUCGCGUGUACAAGCUGAUGGAGCGCAUUCGAGAAUUUAUUGAGAAUGAUCAAGUUCUGGACUUCUUGAUCAACAAAUGGAAGGAGGCCAAUUUGGCUGCUACAAUGUUUUUCAAUAUAACCCAAGAUAUUCUAAGUGACAGUGGCGUUCAAAAGAUGCUGAACGACAAAAGUGAGCGCUUCGAUCUAAUCAUAAUGGAGGCGAGCAACCUGGACGCACUGUACGGCCUGGUGGAGUACUACAAUGCCACUCUAAUUGGCUUAACAAGUACAAGCAUCAACUGGUUCAUUGAAGAGCUGGCGGGAAAUCCAGCGCCAAGCCUUAAUGAACCGAUUUCACAAAUAGGUUACUCCAGGGAUUACUCGAUCGUGAGUAGAAUUAAAAACUGGAUUCACAUCAACGAGGAAAAGUUGAUGGAGAAUCUAAUAAUUUUACCAGCUCAACUGCGGGUCUUUAAAAAGUUCUUCGGGUAUUCGGCAGAGAAGUUCUAUGAAUUGCGUGGCAGGUAUUCGCUGAUCCUCGUCAACAAUCAUUUCAGUUUGGGCAGAGUGCGAUCCAAUGUUCCCAAUCUCAUUGAGGUGGGUGGAAUUCAUCUAAGCCAACGCCCAGAACCGUGCGAUGAGAGCUUGCAGAAGUUUAUGGACGAAGCAGAGCACGGUGUUAUCUAUUUUUCGAUGGGUCUGGACAUAAUGGUAAAAUACCUUCCGGAAACCCUGCAGGAAACACUGCUUAUGGCCUUUUCAAAGUUAAAGCAGCGGGUUAUUUGGAAGAACGAGCUCUUUAACAUGCCAAACAAAACUGAGAAUAUAUAUGCUAUUGACAAAGCACCCCAACGACAAAUUCUUGUGCAUUCUAAAGUGCGCCUCUUCAUUACAAAUGGAGGACUCCUGAGUGUAAUAGAGGCGGUGGACAGUGGGGUUCCGAUGCUCGGACUACCGGUGUUCUUUGACCAAUUUAGCAAUUUGCGUUGGGGGCAGCUGGCGGGCAUGGCCGAGGUCCUGGACAUAAACAAUCUAAAUGCAGAUACACUUACUAAAACAAUUGUAGAACUGAUUGAAAAUCCUAAAUACGCCAUGAGGGCCAAUAAAAUAUCGAAGACUUUUAAGGACCGACCCAUGAGCCCAUUGGAUACGGCUGUCUGGUGGACGGAGUACGCUUUACGGAAUCGGAAUAUAUCCCUCAUUCGCCUCAAUGUCGAUGAGAUUCCGCUAAUACAUUACUACAGGAUAGACACAAUAGUAACUUCCUUUUUUCGGUUUGGAUUGAUUGCUGUGUCAGUGAUAUUUUUCGUUUCAGUUUGCUUAAAGAAAUACGUGUCAAACGGCUUAAGCUAUCGAUUGCAUUUCAGCUAA
This is a messenger RNA of Drosophila mauritiana, 1581 nucleotides long. Its product is annotated as 2-hydroxyacylsphingosine 1-beta-galactosyltransferase-like. The coding region runs from base 1 to 1581 and encodes 526 amino acids. The record is from RefSeq and is a predicted model, not a curated record. Lineage: Eukaryota; Metazoa; Arthropoda; Insecta; Diptera; Drosophilidae. The transcript has 2 exons. Gene Ontology annotation, molecular function: UDP-glycosyltransferase activity.